Drosophila virilis is the source of this 1163-nucleotide messenger RNA. RefSeq names its product ribonuclease H1 (gene rnh1). Gene Ontology annotation, biological process: DNA replication, removal of RNA primer. Gene Ontology annotation, molecular function: magnesium ion binding; nucleic acid binding; RNA-DNA hybrid ribonuclease activity. Lineage: Eukaryota; Metazoa; Arthropoda; Insecta; Diptera; Drosophilidae. The record is from RefSeq and is a predicted model, not a curated record.
UAAUUUGAACCUACACUUGAAAAUAGUAAAACAAACACGAUAGUUUAACCAUCUGGCAAGGCUUGUGCAACACUUUCCAACACUUAAGGCGCAUAAUGUUUGGGCUGCUGCGUUCGCAACUCCUGUAUAAUGUGAGCAUAUUAAAACGAAGAAUGGCCUACUAUGCAGUUGCAAAGGGACGACAGGUUGGCAUUUAUGAUAACUGGGCGCAAUGUCAGCAGCAGGUAAACGGCUUCAAGGGAGCCAUUUACAAGAAGUUCAACACGCGCCAAGAGGCGGAGCAAUUUAUAAAUCCAGCUGGCGCCACAGCCAAUUACGCACCAGAUGAAGUGGCUGUGGCUCUCGGACAAAGGCAGCCGCCGCCAGCCAGUUGGGCACCUCGUCAGGAGUAUGAGCAGAAGCGGCAUGAAGCAAAGCCCAAAGAUUUUUGGCCGGAAGAUGUUGUCGAAUCACAAGAGGUCACGGACGAAGAUCUGGAAGGAGUCAUGCAUGAGGUGGAGGGAUUUCCUACACAGUCGAGCAGUCGCAAACGCAAGGUACAAAGUAAUAAUUCUGGUACUUACAAAAUUCCGAGGCACAUGUCCAAUGCGGACGAACCUGUUGCACUCAAACAGAUCGGAGCAUUUGAGUUUACAUUGAAUGCCGAAGGCUAUGUGAUUGUAUAUACGGACGGAUCAUGCCUCGGCAAUGGACGAAAGGAUGCAUGCGCCGGCUUCGGCGUCUAUUUUGGCGACAAUCAUCAAUUAAACGCUGCGAAACCCGUGCUGGGUCGGGUGACCAACAAUGUGGGCGAGAUACAGGCUGCCAUAUAUGCAAUUAAAACAGCAUUGGAUUUGGGCAUUAAAAAGCUCAGCAUCAACACAGAUUCGCAGUUUUUGAUCAAUUCAAUAACGAAAUGGGUGCCAGGCUGGAAGAAGCGCGGUUGGUGUUUACCCAAUAUGGAACCUGUUAAGAAUGUGGUUGAUUUCAAAGAAUUGGAUGAGCUGCUGCAAAGCAAGGAAAUUAAAGUAAAUUGGAACUACGUCGAGGCGCAUAAAGGCAUUAAGGGCAAUGAAAUGGCCGAUAAACUGGCACGACAGGGCUCGCAGUUAUACAAAGAAUUAAAUUGCAAAAAUUAAAAGACUAUAAAGAAUUGAAUUAGAUUUAAAAUUAAGUUAAUCUAC